CGACCUCGUCGCACUGAUUAUUGGGAGUUGUAGUCUUGACCUUAGCGAGCAGACAUGGCGGCGUCCGUUGCAGGGGCUUGCGGAGCCGCAAGGGACCUGUCUCGAAGUUUUCGAGCCGUCAGGGGGCUGUUUCCUGCGCUAGCCUCCGUCACCUGGCGGGCCCGCGUGGGGCCGGGCCGACAGCAGAGCACCGGACCUUCGGAGCCGGGCGCGUUCAAGCCGCCGCCGAAACCGGUCAUUGUGGACAAGCGCGGUCCCCCUCGUCAGGAAAGGAGGUUCUUGAGUCCUGAAUUUAUUCCUCCAAGGGGAAGAACAAAUCCUCUGAAAUUUCAGAUGGAAAGAAAAGAUAUGUUAGAGAGGAGAAAAAUACUCCACAUUCCAGAGUUCUACGUUGGAAGCAUACUUCGUGUUACUACAGCUGACCCAUAUGCCAGCGGAAAAACCAGCCGGUUUCUAGGGAUCUGUAUCCAGAGAUCAGGAGCAGGCCUUGGAGCCACUUUCAUCCUUAGGAAUACUAUCGAAGGACAAGGUGUUGAGAUUUGCUUUGAACUUUAUAAUCCUCGAAUCCAAGAGAUCCAAGUGGUCAAAUUAGAGAAACGGCUGGACGAUAGUUUGCUAUACUUACGAGAUGCCCUUCCUGAAUAUAGCACUUUUGAUAUGAAUAUGAAGCCAGUCGUACAAGAAAUGAGCCACGACGUUCCUGUUAAUCAGCUGAAAGUAAAAAUGAAGCCUAAGCCCUGGUCCAAACGCUGGGAACGUCCAAAAUUUAAUAUUAAAGGAAUCAGAUUUGAUCUUUGUUUGACUGAAGAGCAAAUGAAAGAAGCUCAGAAGUGGAGUCAGCCGUGGCUUGAGUUUGAUAUGAUGAGGGAAUAUGACACUUCAAAAAUUGAAGCUGCAAUAUGGCAUGAAAUUGAAGCAUCGAGAAAAUCCUGAUUCUGAGACUCAGUCUGGUUAUUUGCAGAGGAUGUGCUGACUCCCAGAGGAUUUACUUAAAGACCAAUUUAAUUUUGUAUAUAAGGACAUAGUCAUCAAAUCAAUUAAACAUUCAUUAGUUUAUGAGUACUGUUGCAAAAAAAUAAAAUUAGCAUGUCAGUUUAUUA
Molecule: messenger RNA, 1100 nt
Organism: Felis catus (domestic cat)
Lineage: Eukaryota; Metazoa; Chordata; Mammalia; Carnivora; Felidae
Gene: MRPL19
Product: mitochondrial ribosomal protein L19
Exons: 6
Coding region: 55-933 (292 amino acids)
Biological process (GO): translation
Cellular component (GO): mitochondrial large ribosomal subunit; ribosome
Molecular function (GO): structural constituent of ribosome
Source: RefSeq, a predicted model, not a curated record